Octopus sinensis (East Asian common octopus) is the source of this 1090-nucleotide messenger RNA. RefSeq lists its product as uncharacterized. The coding region runs from base 144 to 755 and encodes 203 amino acids. Lineage: Eukaryota; Metazoa; Mollusca; Cephalopoda; Octopoda; Octopodidae. The transcript has 3 exons. The record is from RefSeq and is a predicted model, not a curated record.
GACAGGUAUAGCAAUAAAACGUAAAUACAUGCGCAAUUUCACCCACCUGGUGAAGUCACUGCCCUAGUUUUAUCGAUGUGUGUCAAUAGAUAGAUAACAGUUACUGACGAGGAAGAUAUAUAUAUGUAUAUUCUUAAAACCCCAUGAUGGGAAAACCGAUAUACUUCGCGCUCUUUGAAUUCUGUGCCAUUUUACCUGUAAUCGUUAAUGUCGUUGCAGGUAGAAGUUGUGUUGUUUGUACAUAUACGGAAUUCAACGAAAUAUCUGGGAGUGUAAGAGAGAUCCUCACCAACAGAAACAACGACAAAUGCAAAGACUUAACUCCUGAAGACAUUAACGUUGAAAACCCCACUGCUCAAGAGUCGGCCAAAUUAGAAGACUGCCCAGUGGAAAACAACCAGUACACCGAUACGUCUUGCGGCACACUAACUGGUUCAGUUAAUGCUACCCUUCUUGGAUCUAAAUCGAGAGUGACUGUAUUUCACCGUGGAUGUUUGGAAAUUGAGAAAGAUAGCCCAAGAAUAUGUGCUGAAAGGACCAAUACAGAAAUAGACAUGAAAUCAAACCUGGCCGUUAUAUUUUCUAGCAUUAGCAAGUACAAAAUUCUGUCAUUUUCAGGACGCAGGUGUGUCUGUGAUGACCAUGUUUGCAACGAGGAAUCUAUUGCCGCCAGAAGUAUGUAUGCUUCAAAUAGUCUCCUACUUUUAGGUUUUACCAUUUCUAUGUUGUCUCAGGCCCUGAUCAAGGAUUAUUAAUUAAGCAGAGAACAAAAGAAAUUGUAAAUGCUUGUUUUUGAUUAUAUUUUGUUAAUGCAAUUGCGUACUUUACUUUGAUAAGCAUUUUAUACUUGUUUAAAUAAAAUAUAAAUUCUUGUAAAUUUUUGAUAACCUGUAUAUCUAUCAGUCUGUCCGUAUAUUCAACCAAUCAAACUAUUCAUUACCAAGUCCAACCAAAGAAAUAUAUUUUGUUGUAUUUCUCACCGUUGUAUAAAAAUGUGAAUUCAACAAAUACAAGAACAUUUAUAUCAAAAUCAUUUCUUCAUAAUAUCUGUCUAGAUUGGAAGUUUAAUAAAGAAAAUGCAUAGAAAUAA